Messenger RNA from Ilyonectria robusta, 1740 nucleotides. RefSeq names its product pyridoxal phosphate-dependent transferase. The record is from RefSeq and is a predicted model, not a curated record. Lineage: Eukaryota; Fungi; Ascomycota; Sordariomycetes; Hypocreales; Nectriaceae. The coding region runs from base 1 to 1539 and encodes 512 amino acids. The transcript has a single exon. Gene Ontology annotation, cellular component: cytoplasm. Gene Ontology annotation, biological process: carboxylic acid metabolic process. Gene Ontology annotation, molecular function: carboxy-lyase activity; pyridoxal phosphate binding.
AUGUCGCUCCCCGUGUCGUUCCCCGGGCUCAAGACCAACGGCCACACGCCGGUUCUGCGGCGCGCCGACGAGGUGGAUGAUCUGGUCGACGCCGUCAAGGCCCUCAUCGUGCCCUACAUCCGCGCCGCCGACGAGGCCGCGCCGCACAAGCUCACGGGCGGCGGCGCAUAUGGCACGCCCGCGAACGUGCUGGUCGACAGGAUGGAGCCCGCUGCGCUGGCGGAGCGCAUGAGCUUUGCGCUGCCGCUGGGCGAGGGCGCGGGGCGCGAGGGCCUGCUGGACCUGGUGCGCGGGCUGCUGCGCUACAGCGUCAAUACGUGGGACCAGGGCUACCUCGACAAGCUGUGCGCCAGCACCGAUGCCGUGGGCGUCGUGGCCGAGAUGCUGCUCGCCGUGCUCAACACCAACUCGCACGUGUACCAGGUGUCGCCGGCGCUGACCGUCGUCGAGAAGACGACGGCGCGCACCUUUGCCUCGCUGUUUGGGCUGGUCGGGCCUCGCGCGGGUGGCAUUACGUGCCAGGGCGGCAGCGCUUCCAACUUUACGUCGUUGGUGUCUGCCCGGGGUGCGCUGUAUCCCGACACGCGCAGCGAGGGUAAUGGGAGUUAUCGCUUCGCCGUCUUCACCAGCUGCCAGGGACACUACUCGAUCCAGAAGGCGGCGUUGGCGUGCGGCAUGGGCGUGUCGAGCGUCGUUGCGGUGGAAUCCCACCCCGACGGCCGUAUGGAUGUCGAUGCGCUGAGAGCAUCGGUCCUCCAGGCCAAAGCAGAUGGCCGCACGCCGUUAUAUGUCAACGCCACGGCUGGAACAACCGUCUUCGGCGCAUUCGACCCUCUGCCGGAGAUCGCGGCCGUAUGCGCCGAGUUCAACAUGUGGUUCCACGUCGACGCUUCAUGGGGCGGCGCCGCCAUCUUCUCGCACAAGCACAAGCACAAGCUGGCCGGCUCGCACCUCGCCGACUCGCUGACCAUCAACCCGCACAAGAUGCUCAACGUGCCGGCGACGUGCUCGUUCCUGCUCACGCGCGACACGGCGCUGCUGCACCGCGCAAACACCCUGCCGGCCGGCUACCUGUUCCACAACGACGCGCCCGGCGACGACGUCUGGGACAUGGCCGACCUGACGCUGCAGUGCGGCCGCCGCGCCGACAGCGUCAAGCUCGCCCUCUCGUGGACCUACUACGGCGCCGCGGGCUUCCGUCGCGCCGCCGACAACGCCUUCAGCACGGCUGCGCACCUGGCCAGCGUCGUCGAGGCCCAUCCGGACUUUUGCCUCGUGUCGAGCAACCCGCCGCCGUGUCUGCAGGUGUGUUUCUACUACGCCCCCGGCGGCCGGAUGGGCAAGAGCAAGGAGGAGAAUACGCGGCGCACAAAGGACCUAGUCAAGAAGAUUGCCGCGCGGGGGUUCAUGAUUGAUUAUGCCCCUGGAGACGCGGGGAGCUUUUUCAGAGUCGCUGUCAACUGGCAGACCUUGACCGACACUGUGGAGGGGAUCAUCGUUGCUCUUGAGCAGCUCGGGAAGGAGUCGGUUAUUGUGUAGAGACAUUGCAGCAUCUUUUUUGUUUAGACUGGCUUGAGAUUCCAUCUUUUGGUUGCGUCUUCUUCUUGUUGGCGGGGGUUACUACGUGGAUAGAUAGACGAUGCUGGCUAGAACGGUUGUUUACUAUAAGAUAAAGGAACUCACAUGGUACAUGAUUAUUGAUCUUUGCCUUUAUAGUACGAAAUAGACUUGACAUUUUAA